This is a messenger RNA of Lodderomyces orthopsilosis Co 90-125, 645 nucleotides long. RefSeq lists its product as uncharacterized. Lineage: Eukaryota; Fungi; Ascomycota; Pichiomycetes; Serinales; Debaryomycetaceae. The coding region runs from base 1 to 645 and encodes 214 amino acids. The transcript has a single exon. The record is from RefSeq and is a predicted model, not a curated record. Gene Ontology annotation, cellular component: Golgi apparatus; endoplasmic reticulum; COPII-coated ER to Golgi transport vesicle. Gene Ontology annotation, biological process: intracellular protein transport; endoplasmic reticulum to Golgi vesicle-mediated transport; protein retention in ER lumen.
AUGUACAUACAGUCGAUACUUUGUGUUUUAGCAUUUGCUCAAUUGAUUUCAGCAUCUGCAUUCACAUUCAUUUUGGGCGCUAAAGAAAGAUCAUGUUUCUACGUGUUUACUGAAAAACCAUCAACUCAAAUCAGAUAUUAUUUUGCUGUUCAAAGUGGUGGUUCAUUUGACGUUGACUAUGUCAUAACUGAUCCAAAUCAAAAUGUCAUAUACCAAGAAAACAAAAAGAGACAUGGUGACUUUGUAUUCCCUGCUCAAAUCCCUGGUGAAUAUGAGUUUUGUUUUUCAAAUACCAUGUCAACAUAUCUGGAAAAAGUUGUUGAUUUUGAAAUCGAAGUUGAGGAUGAAUCCACUUCGAAUAAUGUUAAAGCAAGUUUGCCAAAUCAGCCAAAUGCUAAGCCAUUGGCUCAUGUGGAAAAUAUGAGAUCAACUGUUGAUAAUAUUGAAUCCCAAUUGGAUGGUUUGGCCAAAACUUUACAAUUUUACAAGACUAGAAAUAGUAGAAACCAAGCUACCGUUCAAUCUACUGAAUCUAGAAUCUUUUACUUCUCGGUAUUUGAAGUAUUAUUGAUGGUUGGUAUGGCUAUUUUACAAAUUACAAUUGUUCAAUUAUUUUUCAAAGGUUCAAGAAAACAAUUGGUUUAA